AAUUGUCAUCUUAAGUUGGAUAGCAAACAUGAGGCUGCUAAUGCUUAUGCUGAUGCUGCUCAUUGCUACAAGAAGUCAAACACUAAAGAGGCAAUAUCGUGUUUAGAGCAGGCAGUGAACAUGUUUCUGGACAUUGGGAGGCUAAGUAUGUCUGCAAGAUAUUACAAGGAAAUUGCUGAAUUAUAUGAGCAAGAGCAAAACUUGGAGCAGGCCAUUAGUUACUACGAGAAGGCAGCUGAUCUUUUCCAGAGUGAAGAUGUGACAACAACUGCAAAUCAGUGCAAGCAGAAAGUUGCACAAUUCUCUGCUCAAAUAGAAAAAUAUCCGAGAGCAAUUGAGAUCUUUGAGGAGAUUGCACGUCACUCAGUCAAUAACAACUUGUUGAAGUAUGGAGUUAGAGGGCAUCUUCUUAAUGCUGGCAUUUGCCAACUUUGUAAAGGUGAUGUUGUUGCAAUCAACAAUGCAUUGGAGCGAUAUCAGGAGCUGGAUCCAACAUUUUCAGGGACACGCGAAUGCAAAUUGCUAGUGGAUUUGGCAGCUGCAAUUGAUGAGGAAGAUGUUGCAAAGUUCACUGAUGCUGUCAAAGAGUAUGAUAGCAUGACACAACUGGAUGCUUGGAGGACAACACUUCUUCUAAGAGUGAAGGAAACAUUGAAGGCUAAGGAGCUCGAGGAAGAUGAUCUUACUUAAUUUGUUCCCCUUUGACCUAUUGUAAACUACUAGUACAUCCUUUAUGUGAUUUUAUUUGUACUGGGUGAUUGAUUAUUAUCGUGCUUGCGUGAAUGCAUUUUUUUUGAACUAAUUGAGUUUGAAGGUUUUAAUCUAAUGGUCAAAGUUGAAGUCUUGAGGCUGAGAGAUUAAGGUC
Nicotiana tabacum (common tobacco) is the source of this 865-nucleotide messenger RNA. The record is from RefSeq and is a predicted model, not a curated record. NCBI's taxonomy places the organism in Eukaryota, Viridiplantae, Streptophyta, Magnoliopsida, Solanales, Solanaceae.